Messenger RNA from Anopheles aquasalis, 603 nucleotides. RefSeq names its product optineurin-like. Gene Ontology annotation, biological process: regulation of canonical NF-kappaB signal transduction. Gene Ontology annotation, cellular component: nucleus; cytoplasm. Gene Ontology annotation, molecular function: K63-linked polyubiquitin modification-dependent protein binding. The record is from RefSeq and is a predicted model, not a curated record. Lineage: Eukaryota; Metazoa; Arthropoda; Insecta; Diptera; Culicidae.
AUGGAACCCGUGUUAAGUGACUACGAACAGCGUAUCCGAGACCUGGAGAGCACCAAUCGGGCGCUAAGGGACAAGCUGUCGGAACAUGAUAAAUUGCGCAAAGUCUACAUCGAGGACCUGAACGGUAUGAAGGGUUCACUGGGGAAUCUGCAGGACUUGCUCAUGAAGUGCCGGGCCGACAUUAUGUGCCACGAGAUGCUAAUGGACGCACAAGGAGAGGAUGGCACCGUACAGCCAGGAGGUAGUAGUAGUCCGGAAGUGGUGUCGCUUCAGGCUCAGCUGGAGAUUUGCAAAAGUGAUUUGGCCGAGCAGCGGGCCGCGUAUCAGGAGCUGUUGAUUGAGAAAAAUCGCAUCACGUCCGAGCUGCAGCUUCUGCUGCAAAAGAACCAUCAGCUCUCUGUACACAACGCUCAAACGAUCCGAGCGCAGCCAUCACAGAACACGGUGCGGCCUAGACCGAUGGACGGGAACAGCAAGCUGUACGGGACGUCGCCGGCCGGGUUCGAGCGCCACAUUGAACCUUGCCCGCACUGCAAUAAUGUUUUCGGUGAUUUCAUGACGCUCGAAACGCACAUUAAAGAUUGUCCCGGGCUUGAUUACUGA